ACCCAGCGCGAGAGCAACGCAAUGCGGCGAUCAAAUCGGUAAAGAUGUAAGACCGUGGAGUCACAUCGUCGUCAGCUCUGCGUGCCAGUCUGUAAAGUCACGACGAGGUCUGAGCACCAAAGCGAUUCGAAGCGAGGACGGUCUGUUGUAGUAGCUGCGGGCGCGCGCUAGUGUCGGCAUCGGUGCUGCUCGUAUCCCUUUUUAAUAUCCGCCUUCUCCUCCAACUUUUAGAAACCCAAAAGUAGCAUAGAGAACCGGUUUCUCUCUCUCUCUCUUUUUCUCCCCCUCUCUCUCUCUCUUUCGCUUUCCCUUUCUCUCUCUCUCUCUCUCUUUCUCUCUCGGCUAUAGUGAGUAGCGGCGUAAGCCAGCGUACGGAAUCAACAGUCAGUGAAUUACGAAAUUAUCCUGGAUAUGAACUCUUCGACGUUUGUCGGGAAUCCGAAUGUCAUGGUUGCAGGGCCACCUCCACCGCCCCCUCCUCCACCUCCCGUAACUGGUCACUUACCAGCUAUGAGGAUAAAUACUGCUGAGAACGCAGCAAGAAGGCCGCAGGUAGUUAGCAACGAUGUUUACGAGCCGCCAGCAGCCAUCCAGAAUGCCAUGCUGACGAAGGAUAAGAAACCCUUUACUUAUACCCCGGGUAUGGGUGGCAAAUUGGAUCUCUCGCAGAUUCGUAGUCCGCGAAUGGCGAGAAGAGUGGCGAAAAAUGCCAAUGACGAGGGUAUAGAGGGUCCACCGAAAUCCGCUCUCGAGCCAAAGCAGUCGCCUGCAGUCUCUCCCGCAGCAAAUCUCUUCAUGCCUCAGGUCGCGGUGCCUGUUUUUCCUACCAACAUACCACCCCCUCAGCCUCAUGUUAAUAGGAUGUCACAAUCACCUUCAGUCAAUAGAACAUUGUCGAACGCUGUUGAUAGACAAACCGAGCCAGCGAGGAACGUUGUGAAGAUAGACACGAAAGUAGCACCGGUCACCGUCACGUCCAGUCAGUCGAGCACUCCUGAAAGUCCGGGUACCCCAACUCAGGUCACUUUAGCCAAGGCUCCUACACCUUGGAUGCAAAAUAAGAGCAAGCCCCAGGAAGAAUUGCCCGAAUGGGCUAAACGCACGAGCGCCAAUAAAACGAUUGGCGAUGAUUCGUUCGAGAACGCAGUUUCCCCGACUUACGUUCAAGUCCAGCAAUCGUUUCCGCAAGCGAAUCAAAAGCAAGAGCAAAAACCAUAUUCGAUGCCGCAGGGUCAACAAAUGAAACCGCAACAACCGCAGCAGCAGCAGCCACAGCAGCAGCAGAAGCAAAGGCAGAAUACCAAUUUAACGAAUUCGCAGUCGCACGAACGCGUUAUACCCGUCCGAAUCGAAGACAGACCAUCGGUAUUCGAUGUGAAGCGUGACUCCGGUCAUCAUCAGUUUAAACAGCCUGCCACUAUGCAUCAUCAGCAACGAUGGGGUCAAGUGCCCGCGCAGCAGACAUUCGAAGGUCAGCCACAGAAUCAUCCGCGAGAUCAAAAGCAGUCUCAGAUUCAUGUCACAUCCCCAACUCGGCCGGAACAAUCGACUGGAACGACUUACAUCAUCCCUCUCGUAGUGGAAGGUAGCGAGAAGAGAACGAUGCCGGCAAAUGUGGAAAAUAAUAUCAAGAUCGGAAAACCACCAAGAGUUGUGCAACAACGAAGUCUCGAUCUCAGCCAACAACACGAGCCUGGUCCGAUUCAGUCGCGAUCAUUUCGUGUCCUCCAAAAAAUAACGGACACGGACGAACUCAAUGAUGUUGGUUCAGAGCAAAUACGUAGAAUGGAAUUAAGUGAAGACGAAAAAGUACUCAUGAAUAAAUUUAAAGAACAAGUCGAUCAAGAGACUUAUCUUCAUCAAGAGAAAGAUCCAAGAUAUCGUGGUGCGGCAAUACCUUCACGAGCUUUCCGAUUUUUACAAAAUAUGACGGAGUCGAAUGAUCCUUCGGUAAAUUGCACUGUGCCACAUAAUGUACAGAACGUUGCAAAUAAGCGGCAAAAUAGGAAUUCUAAGUCGUUCGAGGAGACACAAGCGAAUUUGCCGCCUAGCGAACAACAAGCACCAGAACCGAAGAAAUACACGGGUAGUGCAAUUCCUUCUCGAUCCUUCAGGAUAUUACAGGCGAUGACAGCAUCAGAAAAUGAUGCCACACAAGAAAAUCGUCAAGCAGAUUACACCUGUCGAACAGAGAAUAACUUGCCGGGCAAUCAGCAAGACGCAUUCUUCUCCCCUCGACCCGUUUCCUUCUGGUCGCAUUCCGACGGUUGGUGGAGCUAUUAUCCCGUGCAAUAUAACGCUCCAUCCAACACGUCCGCGAACGAAGCGGACGUGCGCUCCUUUCCUUACCCACGAUAUCCAGACGAAAACGCGUGCGUGGGGUAUGAAUUUUUUUAUCCGAUUUACGACGAGAGCUUGGCGGACGCGGCACGGAUGAAAGACCAGGAUUCUCCCGCGGGCCAGUACGGCUACGUUGCCGUGUUCUGCCCUCAAGCGGGUUACAACGACGUUCAACGACGAUCGCACGUUGACGCGAAUAACGGCGAUUAUUACGUUCACAAUUUACGCGACGUCGCUACUCCAUUUGUUGUCCAUUCGUCUCCCGCUCAGAACGACAGAUAUUUCGCGCAAGACGACUCGGUGAAUGAAUCAAGAAACACCUUGCCCGACGAGAUCAAUCACCUGGACGCACAGUCGAGUGGGACGUGCAAUUCGAAAAGUGACCGCGAGAACUACGGCAACAGUGACAAAAAUUGCGUCAAGACGGCGAUGAACAUAGUCGACGAGGAGGACGGCGCGUCGGACAGGGACUGUCGGGACGAUCAAACUGCGAUGUCUAAUAACAUCGAGAAGUCGAAAAAAACAUUCGGCCUGCAUAUCAGUAUGCCCAAUUACACGUACAUAGACACCAGCGAUUCCAGCGAAUCCAGCGAUUGCAGCGAGUCCAAUAGCGAUUCUGCUAGUGACUCCAGCGAGUCUAUCUCCGACAACGAGCACUUUUCCUGCCGGAAAUACCGUAACGAUACCACUUCCAAUAAUACAUUGUCCAACAGCGAUUCGGAUUCGUACGAAGGUUAUUCCAUGGGUUCGAACCCUUACGAGAUACCGAAGAGAAAUGUCUCUCUCGAUGAAAAUCCCGAUCUCGCUGCUUAUUCGGAACGCUCGGUCAGCGCCGACGAGUCAUGUAGACGUUCGCAAAACGAUUCCGAGGGUAGCGCUCGCGGUGACGAGGUACUUCCUGAGAGGAACGAUUUUUCAAACGGCCGAAAUUCUUGCGAAACGUUAAAACAGGACUUCACGUGCGUCGCGUCGAGGGGAUGCAACGACGAGGACUGUGCCGAUAAUCAAAGCAAUCUCGAUUCUUGUCCCGGUAAGACGAAUUCCGUAGGCAAUCGCGCGUCGAAUGCGGAGCAGCGCGAUCAAGAGAGCCCGGUAACCGACGUCGGUCCUCAUCAGUUGAGUGUAAUUCACGAGGACGUGGAACGAUUGAGUUCCGAGAGUCGCGAGAGUAAGAAGAAGAUCGACGGACGGAGCGAGGCUUCCAUCGAGAUGACCGACGAUCCGCCCGACGACGCCGAGGCCACGAUGGUCAGCGUGAGUUUGCCCCUGAAGUUCAAGUUCUCCGUGUCCGAGGAUAACGAGGACAUCACCACCGUGACGGUGGGCAACAGUAAGAUAAAGGCGGAGAGAUCCUGCGGCGGAUGUCCCGCGAGGAGCGACGCGGACGACGAUGUUAGCGCGAAUUUCCACAUCGGCAACGACACCAGCGUGAAUUUCACCGUGAAGAGACACGUGUCGGACGCGAGCGCAGGAAAUGAGGCGAGUAUCGAGACCGCGGUACCGCACGUGGAUUUCACUUUCAAGAAAGAUCAAGAAAGAACGAACGUCAGCGGAGCUGACUGCGAGGAACAGAACACGGAACUCUCAGCUACGGAAACGGGAUGCCACGAAAUAAACUCUGUGGAAUCAGCGCCGAAGAAUGCCGAUGACUGUAUCGCUUCCGAGUUGGCUACGGAAGUCGAUAGAGAGGGCUCGAUGAAUAAUGAAAAUUGUAUUCAAGAUCCAGAAUCUGUUCGUAAUAAUUUCGAACCCGUCGCGUCCGAGAGUUCCUGGACGCAAAACUUCGAAACACUUCAGGCGGUCAAUACGAAUCAAACGGACCAGCAGGACUGUUGCGCAAUUGCCGAUAACAAUGACGAUCGAUGCGUCGACCCGGAACACUGUCAGGCGGAGAUGAAAGACCUGCUGAGCGUCCAAGACUCUCGCGAGGACACCGACGACGAGGACAGCGGAGUCACCUCCGACAUAAGCCGGAUGAUAUCCGAGAUCGACGCGGAGUGCCGCGAGAUCGACACGGACUCGGAGUGCACCGUCACGAAGAGCCGAAAGAAGUACCAACGAACGCAGACGCACUCGCGACUCUUUCGGCUUCUGAACGACGAUUCCACGGUGUCCGACUGCACGGCCGGGACAGAGCCCUGCUCCAGGAAGGAAUAUCUCAGCCUGCCGCUCAGGACGAACGCGUUCAACUACGACGACAGUUACUGCUCGAACUACUCCAGCGGUUUAACAUCCCCCGAGUACUCGCCGAUUCACGAGCAGUCCUGUCGAAAGUUUCACGACGCGACGACGAACGGAAACAUCGUGAAUCUGCCAGACUCCAAGCUCCAUCAGCCGGAUGUUCCUUCGAUAGACAAUUCGUAUUAUCUGACUUGGCGGAGCACGAAUUUACCCAGCCCACACGCUGCCGAGCACGACGUUAUGCCUUCUCUAGCCUUCAAGAUCCUCAACAGUAAGAUGCCUUUCUGGACCUACAAGGUGAACGUAUUGUGCCCGAGAAUCAAGAGCACGAAAAGCGUGCCGCAAGCCCUGCUGGCGCGGGAAAUCGACAAGAACUAAACGAUACUCUCGACGUCGCGGUGAUUCCUCCUAUCCCAACGUCCUUGUGCGAACACUUAAAAACCAACUUAUUGCUGAUGGCCCUAGGGCAGAAUGAGGCCGGUGCGAGCGACCGCUCUCCACGAUCCACGGACAUAUUUUUUUCUCGAUUCUCUUCACAAGACAGGGCUGAGCAUAUGCCCAAGGCGCUCUACGGGCUACGUGAUUUUUUUUUCCAUCGGUACAUAUCGUUUCCAUAUAUUCGUGUAUCAUUCUUGAUUUCUUCUCCAGAUUUCCCGCUUUCCUUUCUUUCGUUUUUUUUUUGUCAUUUAUUAUACAGUUGAACCUCUAUAUUUGUAACAUAUCGCGAUCGAUUGUCCUAUUUUUAGCACUUCUUUUUAAACCCAUUCUUACUUCAAAAUAAUGUAUGCGUAAUGUAAAAAAUAUUGACACAAUAAUUGACAUAGAUACGCAUAUCUUUUUUUUUGCUCGCGAUUUUC
Molecule: messenger RNA, 5378 nt
Organism: Wasmannia auropunctata (little fire ant)
Lineage: Eukaryota; Metazoa; Arthropoda; Insecta; Hymenoptera; Formicidae
Exons: 11
Coding region: 412-4899 (1495 amino acids)
Source: RefSeq, a predicted model, not a curated record